Messenger RNA from Rangifer tarandus platyrhynchus (Svalbard reindeer), 420 nucleotides. Lineage: Eukaryota; Metazoa; Chordata; Mammalia; Artiodactyla; Cervidae. The record is from the annotation of a GenBank genome assembly.
AUGGACGCGGGGGUGGGGGACAGAGCAGGCUAUUGCAGUCCUAGAGAGUGCUUAAUAAAUUCAUAUCAAAACCAUAAACGCUGGGCCGCCAUAAAUUCCUCUGGCCUUGGCUCCUCCAACCUCAUCAGCCCUUUGCCCCCGUUAAUCUCAAAUCUCAGCCUAGGCAGCCCGAGCCGCAAGCUUGGUUUCCAUUUUCAUUGCAAAACAACAUCAGCUCGGGUGGCAAACAGCACAGCCCAUGAUCACCAUUUCAGACAUGAUGAAACUGAAGUUCAGAGAGGUGAAGGAAAUUGUCCCAGGCACAAAGCCAGGGAGCAGUUGAGCCAAGACUCAAAGUCAGCCUUCUUUAACCAACCCACGUGGCCUCCCAAGAAUUGGGAAUUCACCUUCCCCCUACAGAGGCUCCUUCCCCAGCCAUGA